Poeciliopsis prolifica (blackstripe livebearer) is the source of this 1023-nucleotide messenger RNA. Its product is annotated as claudin-8-like. The transcript has a single exon. Bases 1 to 840 code for a protein of 279 amino acids. NCBI's taxonomy places the organism in Eukaryota, Metazoa, Chordata, Actinopteri, Cyprinodontiformes, Poeciliidae. Gene Ontology annotation, molecular function: structural molecule activity. Gene Ontology annotation, biological process: bicellular tight junction assembly; cell adhesion. Gene Ontology annotation, cellular component: bicellular tight junction; plasma membrane. The record is from RefSeq and is a predicted model, not a curated record.
AUGACUGAAGGUUUUUCUGAGAUCGCUGCAAUCUGCACCUGCCUGAUUGGACUGAUUGGUGUGUCUGCUACGACCAGCUUGCCAAUGUGGAAGGUCACGGUUUCCAGUGGAGAAAACAAAACUGAGAUGGAGAGACGCUGGGAGGGAUUGUGGAUGAACUGCUACAGUCAGGCAAACAUCAGGAUGCAGUGUAAGGUGUAUGACUCCUUGUUGCAUUUGUCCCCUGAUCUGCAAGCUGGAAGAGGCCUGAUGUGCUGUUCAGUAGCCUUGUCAGGGUUAGGGCUCUUGGUAGCUUUAGCAGGGAUGAAAUGCACUUCCUGCUUUCAAGGUAGCAAAUGGGCUAAAACAAUUAUUCUAAUUGUUGCUGGAGCAAUGCAGUUCAUAGCCUGUAUUUGUGUUUUUAUACCCGUGUCAUGGACUGGUCAUGUCAUCGUAAGGGAUUUGUAUGAUCCACUACUGACUGAUACUCAAAAAAGAGAAAUAGGAGGAGCCCUGUACAUCGGUUGGGUUACUGGGACGUUCCUUUUUGACUCAGCCUUGCUUUUUACCUGCCGAUGUUUCCCCUCAGACAACAAACCCACUAUGACAAGCUAUCACCCUGUCUCGACCCUCAAGUCAACUAGGAAUUCUCACAACAGCAACAUUUUAGAUGUACAACAUCCUAUAUCACUUCACAAUGUUGCUCCAGAAAUGACAAACAGUGAAGCCCUGGUGAACCAGUCGACAUCCUAUAUCCAGGCUGGAAGCGUUCAUAUUUCUGGGCUCUCACUGUAUGUUACCCCAAACAGCACACCAUUUAAUGGCUUGUGUGACCCAGUUGCAUAUAACUGCUAUUAUUAAGUGAAGCCACUGUUUCUUUUUUAUAAAUUUUGGCAGGGAAAAAUAUGCACAUGAUCUGAACAUACGUCAAGAUGAUUUAAUAUGGGGUGAUUUAUGCAUUUGCUUACCAUUAAAGUAUACACAUGAUUUUAUGGCAUUCCUGUUCAUUUAGCAGUUGUAUUCAUGAUCUGACAGUCUUACAAA